AUGCAAGGGUUAGAAGACGAUUUUGAGAAGAAGAAAUUCGAGAGUGGAGCUAGAGAGGUUCCUUUACCUUGUGAAACAAGUUUUAGCUCUAAAAAAAGAAAGUCUGUCAUCUCCCCUAUUGAGAAAGCAUUUGGUAUUGAAAUCAGAGACCAGUUGGAUCAGGAAAUUGCAAGGAUGUUUUACACAGGAGGAUUGCCAUUUAAUCUUGCAAGAAAUCCGCAUUAUCACAGGUCCUACCAGUUUGCUGCUUCCCACAACAUUGAUGGUUAUGUGCCUCCUGGUUAUAAUAAGUUGAGGACAACUUUGCUACAGAAAGAGAGAACUCAUGUUGAGAAGUUAUUAGAACCACUAAAGCUAACAUGGAAAGAAAAAGGAUUGACGAUUGUGUCAGAUGGUUGGAGUGAUCCUACAAGAAAACCUCUGAUUAAUUUCAUUGCUACUUCUGCUAGUGGUCCUAUAUUUCUCAAGGCUGUGAAUUGUUUUGGCGAAGUGAAAGAUAAAUUCUUCAUUUCUGAUUUGAUGAAAGAGGUUCUCAAUGAGGUGGGUCAUCAAAACGUCGUGCAAAUCAUCACUGAUAAUGCAGCAAAUUGUAAGGCGGCCGGUGAGAUUAUUGAAUGCAUGUUUCCUCACAUCUAUUGGACACCAAGUGUUGUCCAUACACUUAAUCUGGCCUUGAAGAACAUAUGUGCAGCAAAGAAUGUGGAAACGAAUGUCGUAACAUAUAAUGAAUGCAGUUGGAUAACAAUAAUUCAUGACGAUGCGAUGGCAAUAAAAAAUUUCAUCAUGAACCACAACAUGAGGCUGUCAAUGUUCAACAAGUUCAGUCCUCUUAAAUUACUAUCAGUUGCUGAUACUCGUUUUGCUUCCAUCAUUGUGAUGCUUAAGAGAUUGAAGCUUAUCAAAAGAGGUCUUGAAGCUAUGGUCAUAAGUGAGGAGUGGUCUACUUAUAAAGAGGAUAAUUGGGGGAGAGCAAGCUUUGUUAAAGAGAAGAUUGUGGAUGAUGAUUGGUGGGAAAAAGUUUCUUAUAUCAUUGAUUUCACAAGACCUAUAUAUGAUAUGAUUAGGUUUUGUGACACUGACAAGCCAUGCCUUCAUUUGGUGUAUGAGAUGUGGGAUUCUAUGAUUGAGAAGGUGAAGCUUGAGAUCUACAAGAAAGAAAACCGUCAAAUGUCUGAAUAUAGUGUCUUUUACACUGUUGUUUAUGAGAUCUUAGUGGCUCGUUGGACGAAGAAUAACACUCCCCUACAUUGUCUAGCUCACUCUUUAAAUCUUAGAUUUUAUAGUGAUGUAUGGCUUAAUGAGGAUGCUACAAGAAAAGGUCCCUAUAGAGAUGGUGAAAUCUCUCGUGAGAGAACGAAAUGCUUUCGAAGAUUGUUUCCUAAUGAUGAUGAGCAUACUAAGGUUCUUAAUGAGUAUGCAUUAUUCUCCAUGAGGACUGGUCAUUUUGCAGAUUUAUCAUGCAUUGUCGGAAUGGGUACUAUGGAACCCUUUCGUUGGUGGGCUAACUUUGGUGCUGAUACUCCAUGUCUCCAAGCUUUGGCUUUUAAAUUGCUUGGUCAACCUAGUUCAUCAUCUUGUGCUGAGCGCAAUUGGAGUACUUACAACUUUAUUCACUCACUCAGAAGAAAUAAGUUAAAUCCAAGCCGUGCUGAAGACUUGGUUUACAUUCACAACAAUCUACGCCACUUAUCAAGGAAUUCUGGUCAAUAUGAGGAUGAAAAGACCAAGAUGUGGGAUGUUGGUGGAGAUUCAUAUGAUACCAUGGAAGAUGUCGGAUUUUUGGAGUUUGCUAAUCUUUCAUUAGAUGAGCCCGAUCUUGAGAAUGAGUUUCUCAUAGAAUAA
Camelina sativa (false flax) is the source of this 1842-nucleotide messenger RNA. The record is from RefSeq and is a predicted model, not a curated record. Lineage: Eukaryota; Viridiplantae; Streptophyta; Magnoliopsida; Brassicales; Brassicaceae.